AUGGGCAGAGUGCAGGAGUUGAAAGCUGGUUGCCUAAGAGCAUCAGCUGUUGCCGGGCAGAAGGUGAAGGUGUACUUCGGGUCAGAGAGCGGGAGCGCUGGCUGGGGGUCAGUCGGCUUUGCCUGUGCCGAGCGCGUGGACCUGAGGGCGGAUCCCGGGUUAGCUGAUGAUCAUGCCACAUCCGCACCCCAAAUCAUCAGAACCCUUCGAGCUCAUCUGCUGAUGUCAAAGAAACGAUGCCAGUUUCCCGAAUUGUAUAAAUUAUGUGGAAUAAAAUCGUGUGAUCACAUAUUCAUGCAGUCAGCACCAAAAUGCUUGGUAUACCGGAAGAAGUCUUUCCUGUUUUCCGCUCUGUACGCAGCCUUUAUCUUUGGUGGCCGGCACCUGAUGAACAAACGGGCAAAGUUCGAGCUGAGGAAGCCACUAGUGCUCUGGUCUCUGACCCUCGCAGUCUUCAGUAUUUUCGGUGCUCUUCGAACUGGUGCUUACAUGGUGUACAUUCUGAUGACCAAAGGCCUGAAGCAGUCAGUGUGUGACCAGGGUUUCUACAACGGGCCCGUCAGCAAGUUCUGGGCGUACGCAUUUGUGCUAAGCAAAGCGCCAGAGCUAGGAGACACGAUCUUCAUCAUUCUGAGGAAGCAGAAGCUGAUCUUCCUACACUGGUACCACCACAUCACUGUGCUCCUGUACUCCUGGUACUCCUACAAGGACAUGGUGGCCGGAGGGGGUUGGUUUAUGACCAUGAACUACGGCGUGCACGCUGUCAUGUACUCCUACUACGCCCUGCGGGCCGCGGGCUUCCGGGUGUCCCGAAAGUUCGCCAUGUUCAUCACCCUGUCCCAGAUCACGCAGAUGUUGAUGGGCUGUGUCAUUAACUACCUGGUCUUCUACUGGAUGCAGCAGGACCAGUGUCACUCUCACUUCCAGAACAUCUUCUGGUCCUCACUCAUGUACCUCAGCUACCUUGUGCUCUUCUGCCAUUUCUUCUUCGAGGCCUACAUCGGCAAAAUGAGGAAGAGCACCAAGGCUGAGUAGUGUGGAACUGAGGAGCAAGCCAUAGCUCAGGGUCAUCAAGAAAACUAACAGACAAAAGAACAUGGCACAAGGAAUCACACAUGGUGCAGCUAAAACAAAACAAAACGGAACAUAAGAGCAGACACAAACCCCGAGGCAGCUUAGGGAUAAUUAGGCCGACCUGACCCAGUAAGUUUAUGAUCCUUUGUGGGUGAGGACUCACUGAGGCGCCCCCGUCUCCAAGCACCGCUCUGGAAGACCCCACUCCCACCCCUUACCUGUCCGCUCUCUAAGACGAGCCACAGCGCGGAGAGCCGAGGCAGGAGAUGCGGGAGGCAGGAACGGCUGUUAGCACUGCAGGACCACGUUUCUCUAAGGAUGGAAUUUCACUUUAAAGGCUGUGCGAACACAUGCGUGCACACACACACUCACACACGAUCCUUUCUAAUCCCUUUCAACGCAAAAUCAGAGCCAGUAGCAAAGACAGUGACGGAAGAGACACAGGGUCUGUAUCUAGAACAAUACUUCUGAAGAAUUUCACGCCUGUUAAAAGGUUAGCUAUUGGAGCUGUAUGAGAGGUGUCUUAAUCAUUUUUUAUUUCGUCUAGAAAAUGGAUUCAUAAGUCCCCCUUGCCUCACAGGCUGGUGAGUCUGCCAAAACCACAUGGGCUCCAGUACUUUUCCAGGGCAGUGGACACAGCCGGAGCAUUCCUGUAACCCGCCUCUGACGUAAGAUGGGAGGAGCAUUGGUGUAAUCACUCGUCCCAGACGUGCACAGAAGCGCACAUGGAAGUGAGCAGGUGGAGGCUGCCUGAGGACCUGGACGGGACCACGCUGUCCUGGCACGCUCGGCCGCCUGGGCUGGGGAAGGCAAGCAGUGGGAGGGCACGCAGCAGACAGUACGUGCGCCCUGUCCUGUGCAACUUCACAGGCUCGCCAUUCCUGAUGCAGCCCCGUGGGACGUCUGUGUUUUCUGUAUUUUUCUGAAUUUCAAAAAGAAGUGUUUGUGUGUGUGUGUGUGUGUGUGUGUGUGUGUGUGUGUGUGCCCGCGUGCCCGCAUGCAGCACCUGCCCCUCCCCAGCAGUGGAGAGACUGCAACCAACCCUCCCGGCCAGUCGGGCUGAAGACGGGGAAAGCCCGGUAGACCAGCCCUUCAAAUUUUAAACCAUAUCAGACACCCAUUCUUUGGCCAAAUAAGAAGAUUCCUUCCUGCUUCAAGUGAACUUCAAGAAAAAUUUUAAAAAGGGACUUUUGCUCUGGAACUCAAUCAAUCGAUUAAGAGCCAUAUUUUAAAAAAAACAAGCUAGAUUAUAUUAUCUAUAAUAUUUCAGUCCUCCACAAGCCAAAUAAAUGUGUCAAUGUUACUAGUAUUUCAAAGAAGCAAUUAUGUAAAGUGUUCAGUGUGAUACAUAGUAUUCUAAUUGGGUAAGUAGGUUAAUGAUUAGGCAAAUAGAUGAAAAGACUACGGGCUUCUACUCUGCGUAGAUCACACGUGCACACAGGUGGGGUUCAGUGAACCCCAGAGCCCAAAUGCAUAGGAACACAUUUUCUGGCUAGCAGAAACUGUUUAUCUUUAUUUUGAGAGUGUACAACAAAAGGGAUUUUUCAAAUUAUUUUUAUAUUUUAGCUUUCAUUGUGCUGUCCUUCACGAAACACAGCGGCUCUGCUUUUCUGUCCAAGACGGCAAGAGCUUCAUCAAUAUCUUGUUCAUGUGUGGAAUUUAAAAAAUAAAGUUCUGUUCUGUGUGAACGGCUUGAGCCGUAAAUAGUCCACGCAGACCGUGCAGUAACUCGAGAGGACAGGGACAGCUGUGGGAGGGCCGGUCACCUCCAGCCACACGGUCUGCAUCGCAGUGCCCCCAUGGGGUCCCACAGAUGUGCUGUUACAGCGGCAAAGGCUGGACCUGACCUGCGGGUGAGUCCUGCUGCCACCAUCAGAUUCUUGGGGUGCAGAGUUCCUUUGAGUUUUAUGGAUCUCUGUUAUUGCAAUAAGCUUUCCCCCCUUAUUUGUGGAAAAUGAACAGAAUAGUUAAAAUGAAGAGAGGGCCAUGUAUCAGUUGGCUUGAGUUAAUCGAGGGAUCAGUUCGAGGCUCACCUGGUUGAUUGAGUUUAAUUAUUCAAUGCAGUGAUUUCUCACAGUGUGCAGGUUAGAGCAGGGAGAUCAGCAUGAACCUGAAAAGACUCCAAAGUGAUACUUCCAGGGCCGGGAGUGUAGUCAGUGGCACAGUACCUGCCCGGUAAAAUGAUGCUUGCAAAAAGCACUUUCAUGCUUGUGUUCAUUUGUAAAAUGACUUAGAGUUGUGUUUACACAUUGGAUGUCUAAUAGUUUUUAAUUAGUUAACUAUAUCUGAAGGCAUUUCCAAUGUGUAUCAUGGGAGGAAGAAACAACAUUUUUUUAAAAAAGUCUCGCAUUGAAGGUUCUGUAACACAGUUUUUAACAUCUUGGCUUCGCUGCUGUAAUUAUAUGAAGAUCGAGGCUGGCCCAGAUCUGAGGCUGGCCCAUGACCAAUCUGAAACCUACCAGAAAGCUGACUGCCACACAGAUCCCUGCUGUCGGGUAACAUUCCAGAAAACCUUGGGCUGGCAGGUUUUUAUAGCUGCCCCACUAUGCCGCAAUAGGUUGUCUUUCUAUUAGAGAUUUUCCAUUGCAUUCCAAUCCCAGUAAGGUGAAAACAUCAUUCCUGGAUCAAGUAAAAUCCUUGAUUUCCUAUAUACAUAGAUAGAAAAUUUUGUGCACUGAGCUUAAACUGAAAUGCAUGAGUUUGCAAAGAAAUUCAGUGAGAAAUGCCCUCCUCACACUGCAGGGGGCUUUAUCUGGACCAUCCAGUGUUGCUUAGGAGAAAAGAACAACUGCUAUUAUUAUUUAUUUAUUGUAUUUAUAGCCAAUGCUGGGCCAAAGUACCAAAUUGAAAUCGUAGGUUAAGGUUACUAUGCCAGGUAAUUUAUUCCCAUUUUUUUCUAAUCAUACACACUACAGAAGUGAGGAAUGGGGAGAACACACGCAUAUGUGUUGUGAGAAGAAUGCUCUACCUGGAGAGGCCUGUUAGGGAAUCCUUGUGGAUUUCUGUUGAAGUGAAUAUAAGAACAUGCACCUAGGAGAACACUUCUUGGAAGGAGGCGUCAGAUUUGUUUUUUCGUCACAUGGUGUCAUAAAGCACCAAGCCGCGUACUGGGGUAGAAGGUUCCAAAAGUCUGGGCUCUUCCCAGACUGCAGAGUUCCUGGGAGAGGUGACAUGCUCAGGUUGGUGGCACCAUGUGUGUCCCAGUGAGUCAGCUGAACACACUCUGAGGGCUUUGUUUGCAGUUUGGACAAUGAUUCUUUAAUGGCCUUGCUGGGAUGGCCAAGCACAGAGUCCAGGGAGCUGCUAGGAGGGUGGAAAAAAACAAAUGGGCUCGGCCUCCUCCCAGAGUUCUGAGCAUUUGGGUCCCGUGAUCAUGGCCAUGCUCAUCGGCUUACACACUUACUUCCCUGGAAGAGUUUCCGUCCUGAAGAGUGACACUGAGUACACUGUGAGGCAGGCCUGGACUUUCCAGUAGGAAACGUACGUUUCUGCAGUCUUUCUGUCUUCGGUAAUAAAUAUUUUGCUAUUGACUUGGGAUGACGGUAGAGCUCAUUCCCACAGCUCCUCAGACGUCCUCUGUCCCCUUUAUGUUUACAAACAUCACCUGGUUCUUUGUGCCUCAGACUCAUUGCCAGCAGGGAGGAACUUUGCUAAGAAUGCCCCGGGGCAUUUGACCUGUCCUGUGUGUGUGAAGGGACAGCUGAGGGUGCAAGGGUGGACAGCGAGUACGAUGUGCUCAGUCUCAGCUGUGUAGUCCCAUGGUGACAGCUGUGGCCACAGAUACCUAGCUGAAGAGCCCAGAUCCAUGCACCGGAGGUGGUUCUUAAGAUCACUGUCCUCCCCUCAUUCUCUGGAAAUCAGGGCUCCUGGAAGAGAGGGAAGCCCCUGGUCUCCUUGUGUUUGUUACCGACUGACAGCUGUUCUGGCAGUGUGGGGGACAGGGACAGCACACUCGGGUGUGGGAGGGCACAGAGCUGCACCUUGAUUU
Messenger RNA from Fukomys damarensis (Damara mole-rat), 5062 nucleotides. RefSeq names its product ELOVL fatty acid elongase 6 (gene Elovl6). Gene Ontology annotation, molecular function: fatty acid elongase activity. The record is from RefSeq and is a predicted model, not a curated record. Gene Ontology annotation, biological process: very long-chain fatty acid biosynthetic process; fatty acid elongation, polyunsaturated fatty acid; sphingolipid biosynthetic process. The transcript has 5 exons. The coding region runs from base 1 to 1035 and encodes 344 amino acids. Lineage: Eukaryota; Metazoa; Chordata; Mammalia; Rodentia; Bathyergidae. Gene Ontology annotation, cellular component: endoplasmic reticulum membrane.